Messenger RNA from Haliotis rubra (blacklip abalone), 2357 nucleotides. RefSeq names its product origin recognition complex subunit 4-like. NCBI's taxonomy places the organism in Eukaryota, Metazoa, Mollusca, Gastropoda, Lepetellida, Haliotidae. Gene Ontology annotation, molecular function: ATP hydrolysis activity; DNA replication origin binding. The record is from RefSeq and is a predicted model, not a curated record. Gene Ontology annotation, cellular component: nucleus; nuclear origin of replication recognition complex. Gene Ontology annotation, biological process: DNA replication; DNA replication initiation.
CGCCCUUUGAAUACAACCGCGGGAAAUAAUUCGUGUUUCCGUGUUAGUAAAGCUGGUUGUUUACGGCACAUUGAAAUAUGGGUAAGAAGAAGGCUAAAGUGACUGCCAAAACCCCAUCGUCGGAAACCUCCAUAAAGAUGAUUCAAUCAAUUUUGAGAAAACGACUUGCACAAAUGUCAAGCCCUCCAGAAAUACAAGGAUAUACAAAGGAGAGACAACAACUGUUUGACCUGCUGAAGAGGACGACAGUAUCUGGAGAGAGUAACUCUGUGCUGCUGAUCGGGCCGCGAGGAAGUGGCAAAACAAUGCUGCUGAAGAGUGUCCUGUCUGAGCUGAGGGAAGAUGAAAACAUUAAUCAGAACUUGUUGCAGGUGCAUCUCAAUGGCCUGCUUCAGACAGAUGACCGAAUUGCCCUGAAGGAGAUCACAAGGCAGCUGCAACUAGAGAACACAGUUGGAGACAGAGUAUUUGGUUCCUUUUCUGAAACUUUGCAGUUUCUUUUGGAUGCAUUAAAAAAGGGGAGCAGCCAGUCAUCCAAGCCGAUUCUGUUUGUGUUGGAUGAGUUCGACUUGUUUGCUCAUCAUCGGAACCAGACAUUGUUGUACAACCUGUUUGACGUGUCGCAGUCAGCACAGACGCCCAUCUGUGUGGUAGGAGUCACCUGCCGCCUGGAUGUUAUCGAGCUGCUGGAGAAGAGAGUCAAGUCCCGGUUCUCCCACCGCCAGAUCCAUCUGUUCAACACCCACGGCUUCUUCGACUACAGCCAGGUGUGCAUGUCCUACCUCAGCCUCACACCCGGGGAGCUGGACGAAACAGUCACUGAACCAUGGAACACACACAUACAGGAACUUGUAUCAGAACCGAGUGUAAGGGAUGUGUUACAGCGACAGUUCAACCUCAACAAAGAUGUCCGAGGCCUCAUUGCAUUGUUGACACACCCGAUAUGUAAACUGUCUCCGACUCACCCAGUUCUGGAGGCAGGGGAUUUCCUGGACUCAUUCAAAAAGCUCACAACAGACACUAAGUCUGCCAUGCUGCAUGGUGUUUCUAUCUUAGAGCUGUGUCUCAUCAUCUCAAUGAAACACCUGAUGGACAUCUACGAUGGAGAGCCCUUCAACUUUGAGAUGGUCUAUAGUGAGUACCUGAAGUUCGCACAGAGGAAGUCCAGUAUGCAGGUGUAUGAGAAGCCUGUUGUGUUGAAGGCAUUCGAACAUCUGAUUACGUUGGAGUUUAUUCGGGCGUUGGAUGGGUCGGGGUCACGGGUACAGAAGGAAUACAAGCUGAUGUCACUGCUCAUUCACCCCAGCCAGAUCGUGGAUGCUCUACAGAAGUACCCUAACUGUCCCACAGAGGUCAAGCAGUGGGCCGGCAACUCUGUGGUCUGAAAUACCCCAAUUGUCCUGAAGAGUUUGAGCAGUGGGCCGGCAACUCCUGUGGUCUGAAAUACCCCAAUUGUCCUGAAGAGUUUGAGCAGUGGGCCGGCAACUCCGUGGUCUGAAAUACCCCAAUUGUCCUGAAGAGUUUGAGCAGUGGGCCGGCAACUCUGUGGUCUGAAAUACCUAAUUGUCCAAUUGUCCUGAAGAGUUUGAGCAGUGGGCCGGCAACUCUGUGGUCUGAAAUACCCCAAUUGUCCUGAAGAGUUUGAGCAGUGGGCCGGCAACUCUGUGGUCUGAAAUACCCCAAUUGUCCUAAAGAGUUUGAGCACUGGGCCGGCAGCUCCAGGGUAUGAAGUACCCUAAUUGCCCAAAAAUGAUCAAAUCUUGUCUGAUGGGAAGAGGUAACAACUUCCUGUUGUGUCAUAUUGGGGUUGACAGAGUUGUGAUGACCUUGACUUGUUGGAGAUUGUUCUUGAAGAUAUAUGACAUAUGGAUGUAUGUUUUGCAAGAUGUGACAUUGUUGCUGAGGUUUGUUUGAGAUUGUUCUUGAUGAUAAAUGACAUAUGGAUGGACGUAGUGCAAGAUAAGUGACGUAAUCGCUGAGACUUGAUGGAGAUUACACUUGAAGAAGAAAGACGUUUUGGUGUGGACUGUGGGCACAGUAACAGUUGUGAGUGGACUUGGUGACUGUAUCCUAGGAAAAUGAAAUAGUCCUUUCAAGGAAAAUAUUGUUUUCACAUGGUACUUGUCCAGUGAACCGCAACAUAAUCAGGAACAAUGUUGCAAAGUUUACUGCAUGACAGUUUCUGAGCCAAAUUGGGCAGUCCCAUGUUUGCACAUUAUGUCUACUUGCGACUACUGUAUCGUCAUUAGCAGUCAACAUAUCAAUGACAAAAUAUUGAUAUGACCAUGACAGAAAGAAAUUCAUUGAUCUGUGUAAUUAUUUGGAUGUAUAUAAUAAAGAAUGAAACAUCUACUGAU